Musa acuminata subsp. malaccensis (wild Malaysian banana) is the source of this 743-nucleotide messenger RNA. RefSeq lists its product as uncharacterized. The record is from RefSeq and is a predicted model, not a curated record. Gene Ontology annotation, molecular function: calcium ion binding. NCBI's taxonomy places the organism in Eukaryota, Viridiplantae, Streptophyta, Magnoliopsida, Zingiberales, Musaceae.
UUAAAUCGCUGCUUGUGUGUAUGAGUGGGAGUCUGCGAUCGAGAGAGAGAGAGAUGGGGGUAGUGAUAUUGGACGGGUCGACGGUGCGGGCGUUCGUGGGGGACGAGGAGGUCUUCAACCGGAGCGUGGACGAGCGGUUCGCGGCGCUGGACCUCAACGGGGACGGCGUCCUCUCCCGCGCCGAGCUGCGGCGCGCCCUCGAGACCUUCCGCCUCCUGGAGACCCACUUCGGGGUCGACGUGGUCACCCCACCGGCCGAGGUCGCGGCCCUAUACAACUCCAUCUUCGAUCAGUUCGACCUGGACCGCAGCGGCACCGUCGACCGCGACGAGUUCCGCUCCGAGAUGCGCCGCAUCCUCCUCGCCAUCGCCGACGGUCUCGGCGACUUCCCCCUCCAGAUCGUGCUCGAGGACGACGACCAAGGCUCCAACCUCCUCCAGCAGGCCGUCGACCUCGAGGCCGCCAAGACCAAAGCCGCGGCGUCCGGCAAAUGACCCCACCCCGUUACCGUCCCCUCCUUUCCAUCGUCGUCUUCUUCUACUAAAUAUCUCGACCACAAUAAAAGAAAGCAGCCACGUUUAUUCGCCGUCCGGUCCCCACGUGUCGUGGGCUUUUAAUUACUGUUGUCGUGCGUGUUACUAUCGACGGUCAGAUGGUGUCGGUCAUGUCAGUCCGUUUUGUGUUUCGAAGAAAGAGGCGAAUGGAAUAAAUUGGUGGGAUAUAAAGCGAUACGCUAUUUCCAA